UUGCGCACAAACGUUGCACAAUAUUUUUUUUAUCGAUUUUGGAGCAUUUUGGCUCUUUGGAGAGCUCCAAAAUGCGCAAGAUGAUGAAGCUGUGGUUUGUGUUGGUGCAUAUUGCCUUGGUUGGUACAAAUAUCUGGGCAACAGCUCAUUAUCAUGAUGAAAUGCCAGAGGAUAAUGAAUUUGCUGAAUUUGAAGAUUUUGAAGAUGAUAGACCAAAAAAGCUAGCCAGUACAGUUGAUCAACAAUCAUCAAAUAAAUUAGAAUUAAAUCAAGUAUCAGAAGAGGAUGAUAUUGAGAUUGAGGAUGAGGUUGAUACUGAGUUUGAUCAUUUUCAAGAUGAUGAAGAAUUUGAGGGACUAGAUGGUCCAACAAAAAAUCCAUCAAAAACAGAUGAACCAUCAACAUUAACAAUAACAAAAGUACCACUUCAUUUACGUGAUAGAUGGGAUUCAUAUUAUCUUGAAAUAUUAAUGAUAAUUGGUCUUGUUGUUUAUUUUAUAAAUUAUAUUAUUGGUAGAUCAAAAAAUAUAAAUAUUGCUGAAAAUUGGCUUAAUGAAAAUCGUCAAAUACUUGAUGAUAAUUUUUCACUUGUUGGUGAUACUGGUAAAGGACUUGAAGAUACAAAUGAUGAUGGUUUUAUAAAAGAAAGUGAAUCACAAUAUUCAGUAUAUUGUUCUGGUAGAGUUGGCUGUGAAUCAAUGUUAAUUGAAUUAAAAUUAAUUAAAAGACAAGAUCUUGUUGCAAUAAUAUCACAAAUAAUUAGACCACAAAAUGAUCGCAAUAUUUUUAGAAAUUUAAAUAUUGGUGUUGCAGCAAUUGACUUACCAUUGCAUAUUUGACCAGCUGGUUUUUUUGUCAUGUCAGAAGUUGCUGAAGCUGCAUCAGCUAUUUUGGAUACUCGUGUUUUACAAAUAUUCAAUAAAUAUCCACAAUUUAUUGACUAUAUUCACAUAAGUGAUCAGUACAGUGGUGUCAAGCAACAAGAAGAUGCUGGUGCAUUAACAAUGCCUGAAGUUAAACGAGUUCUUCUUGUUGGAUUAAACAUAAGUGUCAAAGGAAAAUUAUUAAAUAAUGAUACACAAGAUAAAAUGAAAUCACUUCUUCAAUUUACAUUUUAUAUACUUGAUAAAUUACGAAGAUUUAGAUUAUCAAAAGAAGCCAAAAAUAAAACCGAUAAAAAUCGUUUAAAAGUUGAAGAAACUUUUUUAAAAACAACUCAUGCAGCCCGUGCUGAAGCAGCAGCACAAAAACGUGAAGAUAAAAGACAAGCUGAAAAAGAACGUAUAUUAUUAGAAGAAGAUCCUGAUAAACAACGUAAAUGGGAAGAAAAAGAACAAAAAAGAUUAGCAAAAAAAAGAGCACCAAGAAUGAAACAACUUAAAGUCAAAGCACUUUGAUUUAUCAAAACAAUUCAUUUCUUUUUUUUUAAUUUUUAAUUAUUAUUAUUUCAUUGAAAUUUAUCAUAUACGUAAUAAAAAAAAAAUAAUAACAAUAUCUAGAAAAUUGAUAUUUUUAAUUUACAAAAUUUACCAUUUAAAAUUCAUUUAAUUAUUUCGUACAAAGUACAUUAUAACUGCCAAAAUUUUCAUCAAUUUACAAUUUAAAAAAUAAAAUAUAUAUAUGAAAAUA
Messenger RNA from Aphidius gifuensis, 1629 nucleotides. Its product is annotated as PAT complex subunit CCDC47. The record is from RefSeq and is a predicted model, not a curated record. Gene Ontology annotation, molecular function: calcium ion binding. Gene Ontology annotation, biological process: endoplasmic reticulum calcium ion homeostasis. Lineage: Eukaryota; Metazoa; Arthropoda; Insecta; Hymenoptera; Braconidae. Gene Ontology annotation, cellular component: endoplasmic reticulum.